Messenger RNA from Aspergillus uvarum CBS 121591, 492 nucleotides. RefSeq lists its product as uncharacterized. The record is from RefSeq and is a predicted model, not a curated record. Bases 1 to 492 code for a protein of 163 amino acids. The transcript has a single exon. NCBI's taxonomy places the organism in Eukaryota, Fungi, Ascomycota, Eurotiomycetes, Eurotiales, Aspergillaceae.
AUGUGCACCUCGACAAUCCGCACGUACAAAUGCGGCUGCGUCUACGACGAGUGCACAACGCGAUGCCCCGAGUCCCACACCAACCCUGCCAGCACCACGGACCAAGAGUCCUGUCCCGGGGUGGUCGUGGAGCGGAUCGGCGUGGUGGACGGAUCGUGCGAGGAGUGCGCGCGGCUGGAGGAGGAGCCCGUGGAGGUAUACUCGGACGGGGCGGUGUCCGAGUCAGAUGCUGCCGACGUCACCUACGAGCAUCUGAACAGUCCGGCGGCAGGCCCCAACACCGUGCCUUAUGCCUCCGGGAUGUGGGAGCGGGAGCGCCUGGUUAUGUAUGACUUUAAGGACUGGGUAAAGUCGAGGACGGGCCGGGAAGGUCACGGUAAGAUGCAGCAGCAGCAGCAGGGCGGGAAUGCGGGCCGCGGGAAUAGUCCCCCCCAGCCGCCGCCGCCACCGCCUUCGGAUGAUGGGCUUGAUGAUGAUGAUGAUAAACAGUGA